UUUCUCGACGAGAGCCCCGGGAUAUUGCAAGCGAGAGCUAGAGGGAGAGAGAGAGGGAGGAGAAAAGUUUGGGGUUGGGGUGGAGAUCUUUUUGGAGAAUCUCCUCAAAGGCUCUCUCUUCUCUACCAACGGAGGUAGCACUGCUCCUCUCUCGCGGAUCGAGAUGGUUCGAUUUGGUGUCUGGAUUCGGUUCUUGGUAGAGCUGCUCCGUUUUCUGUUCGGAAGGGGGACCGGAAAUGGAACCCAACUCAUUCUCUGAUCCGAAGAGAGAGAGAGAGCGAGAGAGAGAGAGAGAGCAGUAUAAGGCUGCUUGAGUGUGAGAGGAGAGUGUGAGGCAGAGACGGAAUUAGGUGUUAGUAGUUAGUACUGAAGUGAUUAGAGGUUGGUGUCUUCAGCUAUGGGUUUUGAGCCGCUGGUCUGGUACUGCCGGCCGGUCGAGGACGGGGUCUGGACGACGGCGGUGGAGAAUGCUUUUGGAGCAUACACGCCCUGCGGCAUCGAGACCCUGGUCGUUUGCAUCUCCCAUCUGGUUCUUUUCGCUGCUUGUGUCUACCGGAUAUGGAGGACCAAUAAAGAUUUCACUAUUCGGAGAUUCUGUCUGAGGUCCCGGGCUUACAAUUACAUGUUGGGGCUGCUGGCCACGUACUGCACUGCAGAGCCUUUGCUUAGGCUGAUUAUGGGCAUGUCAAUUGCGAAUCUGGAUGGACAGACUAGUCUUGCUCCCUUUGAGAUAGUUUCACUGCUCAUUGAGGCUUCCUCUUGGUGUUGUGUGCUUAUUAUGAUUGGAGUAGAGGCUAUAAUCUACAUCUGUGAGUUCCGGUGGUACGUCCGGUUUGCAGUUAUCUACGUUCUGAUUGGGCAAAUUUCUAUGUUCAAUCUUGUUCUCUCAGUGAGAGAGUAUUAUGAUAGGUCAAUCUUCUAUUUGUAUGUUAGUGAGAUAGCAAGCCAGAUUUUGUUUGGAAUCCUAAUGCUGGUCUAUAUUCCCAGUUUGAAUCCUUACCCAGGAUAUACUUCAAUUAGAAAUGAGGUGUUUGUUGACAACACAGGUUAUGAAGCACUUCCUGGGGGAGAGCAGAUUUGUCCCGAGAGGCAUGGCAAUAUAUUGUCCAGGAUAUUGUUUUCAUGGAUGACUCCCCUCAUGCAACAAGGGUAUAAAAGGCCUAUUACUGAGAAGGAUAUUUGGAAAUUAGAUACAUGGGAUCAGACGGAGACAUUGAAUAGCAGGUUCUGGAAAUGCUGGGCUGAAGAAUCCCAGAGACCCAAACCAUGGCUUUUGAGAGCACUGCAUCGUAGUCUUGGGGGAAGAUUUUGGCUGGGAGGAUUUUUCAAGAUUGGUAAUGAUGCUUCUCAAUUUGUGGGCCCACUAAUAUUGAAUCACCUCUUGGAGUCUAUGCAAGAAGAAGAUCCAUCUUGGAAUGGCUACAUUUAUGCCUUUGGAAUUUUUGCUGGAGUGGCAUUGGGUGCACUAUUUGAAGCACAGUACUUUCAGAAUGUUAUGCGUGUUGGCUUCAGACUGAGGUCUACCUUGGUUGCAGCUAUUUUUCGCAAAUCACUAAAACUAUCACAUGUGGGUCGUAGGAAAUUUGCAACAGGGAAGAUAACAAAUUUGAUGACUACUGAUGCAGAAGCACUCCAGCAAGUCUGCCAACAGCUUCACAAUGUAUGGUCGGCUCCUUUUCGUAUUACCAUAGCUAUUGUACUGUUGUACAAACAGCUAGGUGCUGCAUCACUUGUUGGCUCAUUUAUGCUGGUUCUCAUGUUCCCAAUACAGACAUUUGUAAUAAGCAAAAUGAAGAAACUGUCAAAGGAGGGCUUGCAACGUACUGACAAGCGCAUUGGUCUUAUGAAUGAGAUAUUGGCUGCUAUGGAUACCGUGAAAUGUUAUGCGUGGGAGCAAAGUUUCCAGUCAGAAGUGCAGAGCAUUCGCAAUGAUGAGCUCUCAUGGUUCCGUAGGGCUCAGCUAUUAGCAGCAUUCAAUAGUUUUAUUCUGAAUAGCAUACCAGUUGUUGUUACAGUCUCAUCAUUUGGGAUGUACUCUUUACUUGGGGGGGAUCUGACACCUGCAAAAGCAUUUACGUCACUGUCACUGUUUUCGGUAUUAAGGUUUCCUCUGUUCAUGCUCCCUAAUGUGAUAACUCAGCAAACAAUUUAUCAUUGGUUGUAGCUUGAAGAAAUAACGUGGGUUCCUGUUGGUGAGCAAUUGAAUUCAGUAAUUAUACUUUCUGCAAUUUUGGGAUUCUAAGUGAAUUUUUGCAAGCUGACCUAAUAUCAAAUAUAUAUAAAUUUUAUCUUUGUACUUGGGCUUAGCUAGACUGGCAUCCUAUCUCUGAAAUGGCCGAUUUGGCUUUUCGCUUUGUAUACCUAAAUAUUUCCAUUAUAAGAAAGCAAAACUCUUAGUCUUGUAAAAAAGAUAUUGGAUUAAUAAUUGCAGAGUACCAUAUAACAAAGUGCAAAUGAAGAACCUUUUCUACCAGCCAAUUUUGGGAGGGUUCCUUUACAUUAUGUCAGAAAUGCAUCUUUUUGUAAAAUUUCUAGUUUCAAAUGAACUGUAGAUUAGUAAUCUUUCACAAUAACUAGUGUAUCACUGAGUCCCACAUUUAUCUCAUUUGUCCUGUUCUCACCUGAUUUGGGCCAGGUUUUCUCCAGUCCCAGAUUAAAAAAAAAAAGAAAAAGAAAAAGAAGCAAAGUUGUUUGAACUGAUGUUGGAGAAGGCGAUGUGAUUGCUUUUAUUACUCGAUUUAUUUUUGGUUAAAACCAUGGACUGCACUUAGUCAUUUGAUAGUCAGGAGCCUUUUUUAUUUGGUAAGAAUGGUAAAUUUUGCUGGAAAAUAUGGAUGAAUAUGUGAUGCAUUUAGGUAGGAAAAGGAACCAAAUAUGAGAAGUUGAUGGUAUUAAGAAGAGCUAAUAAAGGAUGAUUGCUAACAUUUUAUAUUCCUUCAGAAGGUAGGAUUACUCUUACAAAGGGCUUCACCUUUAUUUUUGAGUUUUGCCAAGCAUUGUGUGUCUGGACUAUUUGAUCUGAGUCCAAAGAUGACUCCUGUUAGCUUACAAUGUUCAUAUCUUGAUGUAUUCCCAUAUUUGAAGAUCCUUGAUCGACUUCAUCAUAGUAGCUAAUGGCCCUAGAACUCCUCAACCAUUCUUACAACUAAAUUGGACUUUUCUGCAGAAAACUAUUGGUACGGACACCAGUACCAGACCGCCUGUUACGCGGGGCUACUGCGGUCGCAGGAGGAUGGUCCAGCCACUUUCGUUGUGGCUGGACUAAUUUGAUUUCAUGUUAUUUUAUUUUAUGUUGGUUGGGUUUAUUUGCAUAUUGUUAUUUUAGGAUUUUAUAGGAUUAUUCUAUUUGUAGGGGUCUUUUGUUAUUUUGUAACCCUAUAUAUAGGGGUUCAUCCAUUUGAUUAGGAUAAAUGAAUGAUUGAAAAAAUGAACAGCCUCCUUUCUUCUCUUCUUCCUUCCCCUUUCUUUUCUCUGUCGUCCUGCAUCAACUUGUUAUCAGAGCCCGUGC
Molecule: messenger RNA, 3508 nt
Organism: Phoenix dactylifera (date palm)
Lineage: Eukaryota; Viridiplantae; Streptophyta; Magnoliopsida; Arecales; Arecaceae
Source: RefSeq, a predicted model, not a curated record